AUGCUAUAUUCUAGCAGAACUAUCCUUUUGGUUUUGGCCUGGGGUUCAGAGGGCUGUGGUAGACCUGGUUUUGGCAUCAUUGGUCUUGAAAGUAAUUCUUGUGUUGAAUCUCGAUUAAUUUUUCUAUAUACAGAAAAUGUGGAUUUAAGGAAGGACAUAUUUGGUGUCCUCUUGGACUAUUUACAGAGUCCAGAUUCCCAUGCCACAGUCUUGAAGAAAACAUUUCAGGCCACUGUGAGGUGGAUUGCUGUUUGUUCACCUUUCCCUGAUCUGCUGCAGUUUAUCAGCCAUGACCUCUUUCCUGUAUUGGAGAAACGGAUGUGGGAUUUGCUAUGGGAUGUGAGAGACUCCACAUUAGAGUUCAUCACCCAGCUGACCGCUGCUCUCAAUGGUAACAGUGGUUUCACUGAAGCACUCCACACCAGUGGUAUGGUCUCUGUUCUCCUGUCUUCAUUAGCAGACACAGAAGGCUAUGUCAGAGCUAGUGCUGUGGCUGCGGUUGGGGAGGCAGUUACUGCUUCUUUCCAUCAGGCGGCACUUGAGAGAAAUAGCAACCUUCUGGAGAAGGCUUUGACACAGAUGAUGAACGUUCUCUCUCAGGACACAGAGGGCUUCCCUCGUAGAGCAGUGGUCAAAGCUUUCACAUCAUGGCUGAAAGGAUCACACCUCGUAACAGCCUUGGACUCAUCCCUGAGCUCUGUCCUUUCACUGGGAGGCAACGAUUUUGACUGGGAAGUGAAAAUGCACACGCUGGAGCUAGCAGAAGUGUUGAUGGAGAAGACACUGACCUGCUGUCCAUACAUGCAGAAUGUUGAUUUCGCCGAAAAGACACGUUUGACGCAAGCCUUGAGCAGACUGAAAGAUUUUGGGCUGUUUGACUUGCUGUUUAACAGCUUGUUUGACUGCGACAGACCAGUGUGUGAGAAAGCCUGUGCACUCUUAGUCAGACUCAGAACACUUACAGCUGAGACUGCAGAUUUGGAUCACAGCACUCUUGUCUUGAAUGUAUGUGGGAACAGAUGGGGGGAUGAGGUGCAGAGAAGAUACCUCAACAAACAACAGGCCAAAGCAUCUGUGUGUGCCACAGAUGGAGCUACAGGAUCUGAUGAGAGAACGGACAGUCAGCUGCACUGCAUCAAGGACAUUAGCCUACCCACGAUACUGCAGAUUCUAGAUCUAAAUGACAUGCAGAGGAUGUUGAUGUUGAGUAGUGAUCAUGUUGUUAAUUCGCCCCAAUCGCUAAUGGAGGACAUUCUUUCAGCAGCCCAGCAGAGAGAGGAGAAUAUAGUGGAUUGCUAUUGAGAAUAUACUGUGCAACAGUUU
Messenger RNA from Sinocyclocheilus grahami, 1323 nucleotides. Its product is annotated as BRCA1-associated ATM activator 1-like. Gene Ontology annotation, biological process: positive regulation of protein phosphorylation; DNA damage response; cell population proliferation. Gene Ontology annotation, cellular component: nucleus. NCBI's taxonomy places the organism in Eukaryota, Metazoa, Chordata, Actinopteri, Cypriniformes, Cyprinidae. The record is from RefSeq and is a predicted model, not a curated record. The coding region runs from base 1 to 1302 and encodes 433 amino acids. The transcript has 7 exons.